This is a messenger RNA of Medicago truncatula (barrel medic), 655 nucleotides long. RefSeq lists its product as uncharacterized. The transcript is spliced from 3 exons. The record is from RefSeq and is a predicted model, not a curated record. NCBI's taxonomy places the organism in Eukaryota, Viridiplantae, Streptophyta, Magnoliopsida, Fabales, Fabaceae. Bases 1 to 435 code for a protein of 144 amino acids.
AUGGAUCCUAACUCAAACUUUCUGAAAAACGCAAACAAUAAUUUGGUAAAGCAAGGAAACCAUUUAGUUUGGGCUCGUUGUUUUCAUUCCUCUCAUUCUCCCCCUCUUGUUUUUAGCUCUUAUGCCAAAACUGCUAUGGCAGCCUAUGAAGUAUUUGGAGUGAAGAUAGAGAAGAAUCCAUCAAAAUCUAAACUCAUUGAGCUUAGUGUUUCAACUUGGCCUAAGUGGGAAGGUGGUCCAUUAAAAAUUCCAAGGUCGUUUAAAGAAGAAGAAACAAUGUAUCUUGUUGAGGGAAAAGUGAAGGUUACUGUUGAAGAGAAAAUUGGAUCUUUUGAAAUUGGAGGUGGUGAUUUAGUUGUUUUCCCUAAAGGAAUGACCAUUACAUGGGAAAUAACAGAACCUGUGAAGAAGCACUCUAGUUGGAAAAAAGAAUGAGCCUAUAACAAAGCCUUGUGGCCUAGUUAGUAAUUAUGCUAUGUAGAAUUUCAUGAAGUUGAUUAUCGCACACUGUGGCUAUAUAAUUGUUGUAGGGAUGCACCUUUAAGCUUUCACUUCCAUUAGAUUUACACCUUUGAUUGGAAGUAAUUUGUAGUCAGUAUGUUCGUGGUGAUUAUGGAUGUUAUGCUAAUAGAUUCAUUUGAAUUAUGAGUUGGAA